CUAACAGAAAUAUGCAGAAUAAGUUUGGACAUGACAGGACAGCGACAGUCAAGUUAUCAAUCAUACUGUCACGAAACAUCCUAUUAUUUUGACUAGGUGGCUUGCAGUAUACAUUCUGAUAUGUGAAAACAUGUACCAUUUUGCAAGAUGUUUUGUUACAGAGACACAAGUAUGUCGGCAAUGUGACCGCUCUGAAAUAUGUACUGAAUACCGAUGGUAAACCUCAUUAAAUAUGUAACACCAUGGCAGACACUUCAGACAGUGGUGCUAGGAAGUCCAAGUCUUGCACCCCUAUUACAGGAAAUAGUUCAACCAUAUCUAAUGGCACACCAUGCCGAGGAGGUAUGAUCCAUUUGGUUCACAGGGUGGACAGGGAUCUCACACCAAACACUCCACGAGCUGACGCCAGUUUUAGAAAUGAAGACAAAGUCAGCCCAAUGCUUGCAAAACUUAGGAUGACACCAGGUAGGUUAUUAAAGGAGAAACAGACCAUUCUUGUGAAAAAACACGAGGAAACCCGACGUAAAGUGGACAGUUUAAAUGUUGGAGGAGGUGUGUCCAUGUGGCCUGAAAUGGACAGUAUGAGGAUGUCUAGAGAGGAAAUUUACAGGCUGUCGGGGUUUUGUUUGCUACUGGUGUCCAUUGUUGCAGCAGUUUUCGCAUUAUUACAUGGUUCAACAAUUUCACUAUUGAUACAGUUCCAUAAGAGAUUAAGCCAGUUUUCAUCCCAGCAUGCAUUAGUUGUACACAGUGGACAGGUUAAACUAGACAGGUCAUUGGUGGACUGGCACACAAACUAUAAACAGAUUAUGGACUCCAUUCAUGAAGAGUUUGAUGUAACCAAACUACCUACUACAUAUAUAUUGUAUAUACUUGUGUAUAUAGCAACAUUAUGUGUGUUGCUCUACUACCUCAUUGACAAUAUGUUUGCCAAGAGCAAGCUGUCACCAAAAAGGAUUAAAAGAUGGGUAAGCUUGCUGGUGUUGACGACGGCAUGGACCAGUCUACUGGGAUUUACACUUGUGAUUGCUCUACGCACUGAAGCUGCCAUAGAAACAAAUAUAUAUCAACUGUCUAAUACUCAGGCAGACCUGAUACUUACAGAUCUUUCCAGUGACAAAUUUAAUCAGGUGCUACAGUAUUGGCGAACUCGAUGUCUUCCGCCGACAACUCAUGGAACAAUAUCAAUAUUUGGUAUUUUACCGGUCAGAGAUGUGACGUUCUACAUACAAUACUACAGUAUACCAAUAGUGACUGUGUUAAUUGCACCAGUUUUCAGACUUAUAGUGUCUUUAAUGACGAUUUAUAAUGUAAGAAAAGAUAAAAUGUCUUGAUAAAAUGUGAACUUUUGUGUUACAUGUUAAAUCAUGUAAUUAUGUGUGAAAUAAAUUCAUGAAUAUGGUGUUAAA
Mercenaria mercenaria is the source of this 1409-nucleotide messenger RNA. RefSeq lists its product as uncharacterized. The record is from RefSeq and is a predicted model, not a curated record. The coding region runs from base 243 to 1334 and encodes 363 amino acids. The transcript is spliced from 7 exons. Lineage: Eukaryota; Metazoa; Mollusca; Bivalvia; Venerida; Veneridae.